AUGGCAACUCGGCAGCAUAAGAGUAGAGUUCAGGUUUGGUGUAGGCUUAAACCUACAACAAAAUUCGUACCUGGUGUAUUGAAUUUCUUGCCAGAUAACAAGACUAUCAAUAUUCAUUUGGAUCGAGAUGCCAAAAAGGGAGUAGUGAACCAUCAGAUUUCAGAUUGGUCUUUUACUUUGAAUGGUGUGUUCAACAAUAGCAGUCAGGAGACUGUAUAUACAACUGUGGCUAAAGAUCUGGUCUCUGCAGCACUAAAUGGAUACAAUGGAACCAUCAUGUGUUAUGGUCAAACUGGAGCUGGUAAAACCUUCACAAUGUCUGGAGUUAAUGAGAACUUUCAAAAUCGGGGCUUGAUUCCACGAGCUUUAACUCAGUUGUAUAAAGAGAUUGAGGGUCGUCAAGAAGAUGCUGUCACUAUCAGGAUUUCCUAUUUGGAGAUUUACAAUGAAAAAAUCUUUGAUUUGCUGGCAAGAUAUUCUGAACCCACUGAUUUAGGUUCUGUUGAUAAAUUGGUAAUUGUAGAAAAUAGCAAUGGAGUGUAUGUUCGUGGACUUUCCUAUCAUCUUGCUCAAAAUGAAGAGGAGUCUCUCAAUCUACUCUUUGAAGGAGAGACAAACCGUACCAUAGGUGAGCAUUGCUAUAAUCAAAGGUCAACUCGAUCCCAUUGUAUUUUUUCUAUUUACAUUGAGACAAGAUCGCUAGUGAAUACUGAUGCUAAGUACACAGUUUCAAAAUUAAACUUUGUUGACCUGGCUGGUUCUGAAAGGCUUGGAAAAACCAAUUCAAGCAGCAAGAUCCAAAUGGAAGCACAGCAUAUCAAUAAAUCACAAACAUUUUUACAGCAAGUUGUUGCAGCUAUGGCUGAUGAGAAAAGAAAGCACAUUCCUUUUCGACAAUCCAAACUAACAUAUUUCCUUAAAGACUCCAUUGGUGGCAACUGCAAUACAAUCCUCAUUGCUAACAUUUGGUCAGAAAUUGAACAAAUUGAUGAGACUAUAUCCACAUUGCGCUUUGCUAUAAAUAUGAUGUGCGUUCCUGUAAAUCUAUCUAUUAAUGAACAUUAUGAUUCAGAGCUGCAGGUAAAAAAUCUUCGUCAAGAGAUUUCUUUGUUGAAGAUAGAACUGGCCAUGCAUGAUACUCUGACCAAUCGUACACAAGUCACAUAUGAACCGUUAUCUGAGCAACAAAGGUUUUGUAUGAAGCAGAAAUUACAGAAAUAUUUGGAUGGAUCUUUAGAGGAAAUUGAUAUUAUAAAUGUUCGUCAAAUUCAAGGUUAUUUUGCUCUAUUCCGAGAACUCUAUAGUAAUCUGGAAAAAACUGUUGAAGAGAAUUUCAAACAACGUUACACUCUGAUUGAUCGUACUGAUGCAGCUGCCAUUGCAGCAGCUCAAAAGGCAGGCAUUGCCAUCAAAGAUGAUGGCACAUUGGUUGGGGAACUUGAUGGCUCAGGUUUUGGGGUAGGAUCAUCAACAAAAGCUGCAAAGGCUGAUCCCUCUGCCGUGGUGCAGCUGAAAAAAGGAAACAAAGAAAAGGAGAAGAAAUUUAAACCCAAAGAUCGACAAAGUCCAGGCUAUAAGGUGGUGACCCCAACGAGCCCUCGUGAAAAGGAACAAAAAUCUCCUUCCGUCUCCCCAACAGAAAUCCGGGAGAAAAAAGCAGAAGAGAAAGAAGCAGAAGUCAUUAUCACUCCACCUGAAAGUGACUUAGAAAAAUCAACAGAGAAACCUGACAGACCCAGUACUCCUCCAAGUCGAACUAUUGCUUUUGAGGACUUUAAAACACAGCAAGGAUUUGAAAUCAAUCGAAUUUUAACAGAAAACAAAGGGAUUUUGUUUGCCAAGAAAAGGUUGUACACUGAACAUGCAAGAGAAAUCAAUAAAAUCAAGGGAGAAAUUGACAAAUGUAAAAAACAUUUAGAAGACUGCACCAGAGAAAGACAUAGACUUGGUGUUUUGUAUGAUGAAGAAGGUGGAGAAGUUCUCAGUGAGGAGGAAUUUCAGAGUCUCAAACAUCUGAAACAACUCAAGAAUGACUAUCGACUGAAAUUUGAUGAACAUAAAAGUCUUAAGAAUGAAAUCUUUUACUGCCAGAAGUUGGUUGAUCAGUGUAGACAAAAAUUGAUUCAAGAUUUUGAUAAUUGGUUUGCUGAAUGUUUCCUCUUACCUGGAACAGAAAUAAGCAGCAAAGAGGCUGGCUAUGGAGUCCAACUAGGUUUGAAUGCACGCUACAAGAUCCAAACAUCUAUUGAAGAUGAAAAAGAAAAGUAUGAACGAAUCAAGAAUGAUUUAUUAAAGAACGAACCUGACUUGGCUCCUUACCAUAAUGCUUUGAUGAGAACACAACAACGAAAAAUUUAUAGAAAUGCAUUGGCCAGAUCAUGUACUGACAAAACCAAUAAGAAUCAAUAA
Molecule: messenger RNA, 2409 nt
Organism: Acanthosepion pharaonis
Lineage: Eukaryota; Metazoa; Mollusca; Cephalopoda; Sepiida; Sepiidae
Source: the annotation of a GenBank genome assembly